AUGGGCCACAAUGCAGAGUCUCAACGCGGAUCGACAGAGGUGGUGGGCUCGGGCAAGGCGAAGGAGGACGUCGAGUCGGUUCGGGCGGACAACUCGGUCGAGACGGACAACUCGGUCGAUCAGGACAUGUUAGAGAAUUCGACAACAACCAUGAUGCCGAUGGCCGGUGACACUGAUACGUCACCAAUGCCGGCUCCAGUGCCGCCGACGUCGUCGUCGUCGACGGAUGCAGGCGGUUGGCUGCGAUGGGUGGCCUCGCUGGGCGUGGCAGAGUCCACAAAGGCUGUUGCGUCGCUGCUGCUGGCUACUUACUCGGAGCUGGGCGAAUGGUCGUUGACCGACCUCGCUGUCGGCCUUUCGUAUCUCCAGGCAGAGAACACCGCAAAGUGGCGUCCGCCAUCGACAGAUCGUGCUUUUCUGCACCGCGAGCUCAUUGAUGUGGGCAUGCAUUACGCACUGUUGGCUCAGGCCGCGUACGCUCGCUCGCCAGCCGAGUGGCGCCAGCUGAUGGCCCCGCUAGCGUUGUCGCGACUUCCGACUUCACCCGAGUCUGCAGCUUCGCCGGUUGAUGCCGUUGCAGGCUUUGAGCUCAUCAAGCUCGAACCAAAGUCGACGCUGCUCCGCCCGGGCUACUUUAUUGCCGUCGACCACACCCGUCUUGAGAUCGUCCUCGCCAUUCGCGGGACCGACAACAACCUCGACCUGCUCACCGACUGCUGUGCAUGCGGCGUGCCGUUUGAAGACGGCGGCUUUGUCCACUCGGGAAUGCAUCGUGCUGCGCUUUGGUUCCUUCACUCGGAGCUGGCUACUCUCGUUGAGCUGCUGGUCGGCGAUCCACGCCGCCACAUCACUCUCGUUGGCCACUCGCUCGGUGGCGGGACUGCCGCGCUCCUUGCUGCACUACUCCGCCCGCAUGACGAGCAUGUCCAUGCCUUUGCACUUGGCCCGCCUCCGUGCGCUGACCUGGCAACCUCGAUCGCCUUUGACCUGUCGGGAGUGUGCACCUCGUUUGUGUGCAACAACGACAUUGUGCCGCGGGCCUCGCUCUCGGCCCUCGAACACCUGCGUCGCGAGAUCAAGGCCUUUCCGUGGUGGGAGCGGGCUAAGGCCGACAUGUUGGCGUCGCCGUGGCUCGCUCCACCGGUUGCCGCCGUCUCCUCAGUCGCCGCCGUUCUGCCCGACAUCCAGCCACCGGCCCAGCUUGUGGCAGCCUCCUCGUCGGUUUGGAACGCGUCGGUUGCCACUAUGUCGACCCUCGCCGCGUGGCUUCGUCCGACCUCAGUCGCCGUCGGUGUAGCCGAACCCGACCCGUUUCAUGUCGAAACCUCGGCCCUUGAUGCUCGCAUCGACCUCGUUCCGCCGGGCAAGCUCUAUCACGUCUUCCGCGACGACGCAGGCGACCUUUCUCCGAAUCAACAUGGUCGACUCCAUCUUUGA
Molecule: messenger RNA, 1437 nt
Organism: Thecamonas trahens ATCC 50062
Lineage: Eukaryota; Apusomonadida; Apusomonadidae
Product: lipase class 3 family protein
Exons: 2
Coding region: 1-1437 (478 amino acids)
Biological process (GO): lipid metabolic process
Source: RefSeq, a predicted model, not a curated record